GUGGUUGUUUAAAUCUAAAGUCAAAAUCUAGACUUGGUGAAGCCGAGCCGAGCUGGCCACCGUUUCCCGGCAACCGGUUACACCGGUAUAAUUGUUUUAUUACACAACUGUGCAAAUAAAAUAAUCCAAAAGGUAAUGGUUUAUAUCAAGUGAAAGGAGAAGCCUACUCAAGAAGAUAUCCCAAAAUGGCCGCUUGAAGAUUCAAGACGAUGCCCCUGUGAUUUCGACAAAAAAACCCAUCUCGAAUUCCUCUUUCCUUCUUAAGAUCUCACGUCAACUCAUAGAAUACCUCGAAUUUCAUUUGAUCUUAUUUGGGUUUAUCGAUUCAUCCUCUGUUUCUUCUUUAAUUGGAAGAGAUGGAGGCGAAUGCCGGAUUGGUGGCUGGAUCGCAUAAGAGGAAUGAGUUGGUGAGAAUAAGGCAUGAUUCUGAUGGAGGGCCAAAGCCAUUGAAGAAUCUAAACGGACAGAUAUGCCAGAUUUGUGGCGACACAGUAGGCCUCACCGAAACCAAUGACAUCUUCGUUGCUUGCAAUGAGUGUGCGUUCCCUGUAUGCAGGCCAUGUUAUGAGUACGAAAGGAGAGAUGGAAAUCAAUCUUGUCCUCAAUGCAAGACUCGAUACAAAAGACACAAAGGGAGCCCUCGAGUUGAUGGUGAUGAUGAUGAGGACGAUGUUGAUGAUUUGGAGAAUGAGUUUAAUUAUCCUCAAGGAAACAAGGGUAGACGUCAAUGGCAAGGAGAUGAUCCUGAUCUUUCUUCUUCUGCUAGACAUGAUUCUCAACAACCAGUUCCCCUUCUCACUAAUGGCCAACAAGUAUCUGGUGAAAUUCCAAGUAUUACACCAGACAAUUUAUCAGUAAGAAGUACUUCAGGCCCAUUAGGCCCAGGUGACAAGCAUGUUCAUUCACUUCCAUACAUCGACCCCAGACAACCAGUUCCUGUGCGAAUUGUGGACCCAUCAAAAGAUUUGAAUUCUUAUGGGCUUGGGAAUGUUGACUGGAAAGAAAGAGUGGAAGGGUGGAAGCUAAAACAGGAGAAGAAUAUGAUGCAGAUGACAAAUAGAUAUGGUGGUGAAGGAAAAGGAGGUGAAAUUGAAAGGACUGGAUCUAAUGGUGAAGAAUUGCAAAUGGCUGAUGAUGCUAGGCAACCACUGAGUCGUGUGGUCCCCAUUUCAUCAACUCACUUGACUCCAUAUCGAAUUGUGAUUAUUCUUCGGUUGAUUAUUUUGGGUUUCUUUUUGCAAUAUCGUGUCACUCAUCCUGUGAAUGAUGCAUAUCCUUUGUGGUUGGUGUCUGUUAUUUGUGAGAUUUGGUUUGCUUUAUCAUGGAUUCUUGAUCAGUUCCCAAAAUGGUAUCCUGUGGAACGUGAGACCUACCUUGACAGGCUGGCAUUGAGAUAUGAUAGGGAUGGGGAGCCAUCACAGCUAGCACCAAUCGAUGUGUUUGUGAGUACAGUGGAUCCAUUAAAAGAGCCUCCUCUGAUCACAGCAAACACAGUUUUAUCAAUUCUAGCUGUUGAUUAUCCUGUUGACAAAGUCUCAUGCUAUGUAUCUGAUGAUGGUUCUGCCAUGUUAUCAUUCGAGUCCCUCUCUGAAACCGCAGAGUUUGCAAGAAAGUGGGUCCCGUUUUGCAAGAAACACAGCAUUGAACCCAGAGCACCCGAGUUCUAUUUUGCUCAAAAAAUUGAUUAUCUCAAGGACAAGAUUCAGCCUUCUUUUGUCAAGGAACGUAGAGCAAUGAAGAGAGAGUAUGAAGAGUUCAAGGUGAGAGUAAAUGCUCUUGUAGCCAAAGCACAAAAGAUGCCAGAAGAAGGUUGGCAAAUGCAAGAUGGAACUCCUUGGCCUGGAAAUAACCCUAGGGAUCAUCCUGGAAUGAUCCAGGUGUUCUUAGGACACAGUGGAGGCCUUGAUACUGAUGGCAAUGAACUUCCACGUCUUGUUUAUGUUUCUCGUGAGAAACGUCCCGGUUUUCAACAUCACAAAAAAGCCGGUGCUAUGAAUGCUUUGAUACGAGUAUCUGCGGUUUUGACAAAUGGCGCGUAUUUAUUGAACGUCGAUUGUGAUCAUUACUUCAACAAUAGUAAAGCUCUUAAAGAAGCUAUGUGUUUCAUGAUGGAUCCUGGUUAUGGAAGGAAGACAUGUUAUGUUCAAUUCCCACAAAGAUUUGAUGGAAUUGAUUUGCACGAUCGAUAUGCUAAUCGCAACAUUGUCUUCUUCGAUAUCAAUUUGAAAGGGCUGGAUGGGAUUCAGGGUCCCGUGUAUGUGGGGACGGGUUGUUGUUUCAAUAGACAAGCUCUUUAUGGAUAUGAUCCGGUGUUGACCGAGGCUGACUUGGAACCAAAUAUUAUUGUCAAAAGUUGUUGUGGUUCACGAAAGAAAGGAAGAAAUAGUAACAAGAAAUAUAUCGAUAAAAAGAGAGCCAUGAAAAGAACUGAAUCAACCGUUCCCAUUUUCAAUAUGGAAGAUAUGGAUGAGGGUGUUGAAGGAUAUGAUGAGGAGAAGUCGCUACUUAUGUCACAAAGGAGUUUAGAAAAACGAUUUGGUCAAUCUUCGGUGUUCAUUUCUGCUACUUUUAUGGAGAAUGGAGGCAUUCCGCCAACCACAAAUCCUGCUACCCUUUUGAAAGAGGCUAUCCAUGUUAUUAGUUGUGGUUAUGAGGACAAGACUGAAUGGGGUAAAGAGAUUGGAUGGAUUUAUGGAUCGGUGACAGAAGAUAUCUUGACUGGAUUCAAGAUGCAUACAAGAGGAUGGAUUUCAAUCUACUGUAUGCCACCACGUCCUGCUUUCAAGGGUUCAGCUCCUAUCAAUCUUUCUGAUCGUUUGAACCAAGUGCUUCGGUGGGCUUUAGGCUCCAUUGAGAUUUUAUUGAGUAGACAUUGUCCCAUUUGGUAUGGGUAUAAUGGUAAAUUGAAACCUUUGGAAAGGCUCGCCUACAUCAAUACGAUUGUGUAUCCUCUCACCUCUCUCCCGCUAAUUGCUUAUUGUGUGCUUCCUGCUGUCUGCCUUCUCACUGGAAAGUUCAUCAUUCCUGAGAUUAGCAACUACGCUAGUAUGUGGUUUAUUCUGCUCUUUAUCUCCAUUGCCGCUACCGGAAUCUUAGAGCUCCGGUGGAGUGGUGUAAGCAUCGAAGACUGGUGGAGAAACGAACAAUUUUGGGUCAUUGGUGGCACAUCCGCUCAUCUCUUCGCCGUCUUCCAAGGUCUACUCAAAGUCCUCGCCGGAAUCGACACAAAUUUCACCGUCACAUCAAAGGCAAACGACGAAGACGGUGAUUUUGCAGAACUCUACAUCUUCAAAUGGACGGCUCUCCUCAUCCCGCCAACCACCGUCCUGAUUCUGAACCUAGUCGGAAUCGUCUCCGGCGUCUCUUCAGCCAUCAACAGCGGGUACCAGUCAUGGGGUCCGUUGUUCGGGAAACUGUUUUUCGCGAUUUGGGUUAUCGUUCAUUUGUAUCCUUUCCUCAAGGGUUUGUUGGGUAGACAAAAUCGGACACCCACCAUCGUUAUCGUGUGGUCGAUUCUUCUUGCUUCGAUUUUCUCGCUGUUGUGGGUGCGGAUUGACCCGUUCACCUCGGAUGACUCGCUGGAUGCGACUCGUGGGCAAUGUGGGAUUGAUUGUUAGGGUUUUGACGUUUUGUGAUUUUUGUUUAGUAUAUAUAUAAACAACAAAUCUAUCGUGUCGUGGUUAAAAGAAAAUACCAGACGUGCAGUUUAUAUAUUUAUUUUCUUUUAAUUUUGGUGAGUUUGUGUAGGAGUUGUAUUCGUUUAUUUAUAGAACUUUUUUUUCUCAUUUCAUUGGUGGGUUGGUGAAUAGGUUUCAAACAAGUUGUGAAGUUGAACAAGGUUCUCGUUUGGUAAUACCUACGUUUUAUAUUUAAGUGAGUUUACAUGCAGAAUGAUGAAUUGAAGAUUCUCUUGUUGAUUGAUUCUUAUUUACUAUUUGAUCCUUCGUUAUAUCUAUUUGAUUGGAAGCCUUUCACUAUCGGUGAGGAAAGUGAUUUAAUGAAUUUCGAAAUAUUUUAGGAUUUUUUAGGAAAAAUCUUCAAUUAAAAAAAGGUUUUAUAACCAAGAGGUUAAAACGA
Molecule: messenger RNA, 4077 nt
Organism: Lactuca saligna
Lineage: Eukaryota; Viridiplantae; Streptophyta; Magnoliopsida; Asterales; Asteraceae
Source: the annotation of a GenBank genome assembly